AUGGGUCGGAAGCGCUGCGUGGGGGGAGACGGCUCCAAGAUGGCGGCGGGUUGCUGCGGGGUGAAGAAGCAGAAACUCUCCAGCUCCCCUCCCUCGGGCUCGGCCGGCCCAGGUGGCGGCGGCGGCUCCCACUGCGGCGGGGCGGCGGCGGCGGGGGGCGAGCCAGGGGCGCUGCCCCCGCCGGGGGGCCCCCGCCUGAACGGCCUCGGGGGGCUGGCGGGGGGCGCCGCCGGCUGCGCCCUGUCCUCGCCGCUGCCGCCCAGCUGUGGCGGGGGCCCCGCCGGCCUCUCCCCGCCGACAUCCUCGCUGCUCGCCUCCCCCGGCUCCGGCGGGCCCGGCUGCAGGAAGAUGGUGGUGUCGGCCGAGAUGUGCUGCUUCUGCUUCGAUGUGCUUUACUGCCACCUGUAUGGAUACCAGCCCCCUCGGAGCCCCCGCUUCACCAACGACCCAUACCCACUGUUUGUAACGUGGAAGAUCGGUCGGGAUAAACGAUUGCGUGGAUGCAUAGGUACUUUUUCCGCCAUGAACCUGCAUUCAGGACUCAGGGAGUACACACUUACUAGUGCCCUUAAAGAUAGUCGUUUCCCCCCAAUGACAAGGGAUGAGCUGCCACGACUUUUCUGCUCAGUGUCUCUACUCACUAACUUUGAAGAUGUGUGUGACUACAUGGAUUGGGAGGUGGGUGUACAUGGCAUUAGAAUAGAAUUCAUCAACGAGAAAGGAUCAAAGCGCACGGCCACCUACUUACCAGAGGUUGCAAAGGAGCAAGGAUGGGACCACAUUCAAACGAUAGAUUCCUUGUUGAGGAAAGGAGGCUACAAAGCUCCGAUUACUAAUGAAUUCAGGAAAACAAUAAAGCUAACCAGGUACCGCAGUGAGAAGAUGACGAUGAGCUACACAGAGUACGUUGCCCAUCGUCCGCAUCAUCACUUCCAGAAUGGUAUUGGGCACCCCCUUCCAGCAUACAACCAUUAUUCCUGACACUAAGCCACAUGACCAGUCACUGGACCUCUCUGCAGACCUCUUCCCAGGAGACCCUGCCCCUUCUUGGUCUAGCUAUCUCUAUUACUGUACCAUUUUAUGAUGUUAGUUUCCGUUGCCAUGUUGAGGCUUCUUAGUCGGUUCAGCUUAUCAUGGCAACGGGAGGGAAAACUGCAUUACUACAAAGAUCCCAUACCUUUUUAUUAUUGAUUCUCUGCAGAUUUUUUUGCAGCAUAUACCCUUAGGUUUUUUAUGAAAAUUUAAAUUUCUACUUCAUUAACAUUGAAUUAGAUCAAUCAAGGCUUUCUGUAACUAUGGAUGGAAGGAAGAGUUUAAGGAUUGCAGUUAGGGAUGCUUUGCUUAGCAAAAAGGCAUUCAUUGCUUUUGCAUUAAUGGGUGUGAUAGAGAAUGAAACAUAUCAGAUUCAGGUAUUGAAGUAGACAAUUAAUUGCAUUUUUAUAACAUUCUUAAUGACAUUGUGUGUACAAUAUCUCACCUUCACAGCAAAGAUUCCAUGUAGCUCUGUACAGGAUCUCCAGAUCCAGCACAAACAGCCAGAACACCAAGGCUGACAGAAUGCUUUUUUGGGAUGAAGAGAAGCAACUCAUGUACAGCGAGAGGUGAUAUUAACAUGGCAGCAUUUUCAGAAUCAAGUGGCAUAAAUGAUAGUGCACAAUCCAAUCCAGGACCCCUUUGUGUCCCAUCCUGUGCUGGGAAUCAUGGGCAGUCCAGGUCUGUCAGGAUUAGUCAGGAAAAUGCAUUUGUAAUGAGACUAUGCCUAUCUGAUGAUCCAAAUUAGGAGUAACUCAAAUUUGUCCUAAAAACAAGUUGGUGAGUAGCAGAUGUCAUAUUAGGAAGAAAAUGGAUUUAGAUUUUAGUGCCUUUGACUAAAACAUAAUUAUAUACUUACAUAUAUAAAAUUAAUAGAAAAUAUACUCCAGACAUUCUAGCAAACCCUGAUGAGACUGCUCUGGCAUCAGGGUUUUGGACACUUUUUUUUCUCUUUAAAGUGAGAUUUUUUUUUUUGUUCUUUCAUUUGCUCUUGAACUUAGUGAGUUUUAUCAAGUCAUGAAUAGUUGGAUCAAGUUAACGUUUUUUUUAAUAAAAGAUAAGAGACUGUUAUGAGAGAACUAGGACAAGUAUGCCAUAAUGUUACAUGUUUUCAUCUAUUGCAGGAAUAGUGCUUGAGAGCUGUAAGUACUGUGUAAUAAUUCUGAUACCCCUCCACACGGUAGAAGAAAGAAAACCGAUUGGAACUUUUUCCUGCUGUAAAAAUAGCAUUUAGUAAAAGGUAUGUGUGGUCUAUUUGUAAGGCCAGUUGAUGGCAGGAGCUUACUCCUUCCUCCUGUGCCUGCAGAAGUCCCACUGCUGCCUGUUGCAGCACAGGUUGCCUGUUACAGAAAAGACCUUCCUAAUCUGCGUGAGUAAACCACAGCAGAAAUUCCUGUUACUUUGAAUAAUGAAUGUUUGUAAAUACAUAGAUAUAUAAAAAUCAAAUAGAUAAAUUCAGUUGUUUAAAAAAAUUGGAUUAACUAUAAAAGUUUUUAAAUAGUGUUUCAAAGUCAGAUAAGAAUAAAUUAUGCUCAUCCCUUAUGUGAGGUUAGGUCUGCCACUUAAUUUCUAUGGAGGUUCUUGUAGAAGGUCUUUGGUAUUCCUUCAUCCACAGCACUAACGUCCAAAUAUUACCAUUUUCAGUUGCGAUGCCUUAAUUUUUAAGAGAGGGCCUGAAAUUUCAGGAGCCAAAAGAUGCCAGCCAGAAGCUGCAAAAAUGACAUGUUUAUACAGAGGCUAUUUUGGAUGAUAAUGUUGUCUUGUUUCAACUUGGGGAACACUUUUCGAUGAAUUAGUCUUCAAGUGGAAAUAUGAACAAGUGGCUACCUGAUAGAGUUGUGUUGGUUUUUUUUCUUGCCCUUAUAGGGAACCUGAGCACAAACUGAAUCAUUCUGCUGCGAAAAAUAGUCGUCCAACCCCAUCUUUAUCAGUCAUCUCGUUACAGCUUGCUCGUGCUUCUGCAUGAGUUCAUUGUUAGAAGUUUUUUAAAAAGGUCUAUUAUAUAUAAAAAUAUAUAUGUAUUGAAAGGUGCUAAUCAACCUCAAGAAGGUCACGUGACUGGUCAUGCGGAUCUAAAAUCAUAUCAGAUUUUUAAAGAAAUCUUCGAUAUAUGCAGAUGUUAUACAGAAUUUCUUACCAGUGUAAUAAUGAUAUACUGAUGCAUAAACAAUCCUGCAGGAUUUUAAGGACAAGGUCAGCAAUACUUCCCACCAUGGCUUGGGGGAGAAAAGGAUCGUUUUGUCUCCUUUUUUGUAUACAGCAUAAUGCACAAUGCAUUUUUGUCUAUCUCUUAGUAGCUGUUGCUUAAAAAUAUAGUUCAAGGGUGUUAUACAAACUGUAAAGGUGUGCUUUUGAACUGAGCUCAUGCCAGACCCUUCUGGACCAGAGUUUUGUAUCAUUAAUUAAAAAACUGUUACAGAGUCUGUGGUCAAUCAGAUUGUAUGAUUUUUAUUUUUUUAAGACUGGAAUAAUCAGUCUACCUACAGUGUUUCUAGGGCACCUACCUCCUCAGCACACUGUGCUGAACUGCUGCAGAUUGUUUGUAAUUGUGGGAUUCUUUGAACCAAACUUGCAGCUCACUGUGACAUGCACUGGCACAGAAUAGGUCUGUUUGCUUAAAGCUGAUCAGCAAUUGCUCUCACAAAUGUCAUUCUCUUGUAGUUACAUUUAGUAACUUUUAGCUGUAUUGUUGGGGUUAGCUACAGAUUUGUUUUUCAUUUGGGGUACUUUAUAGAAAUUAAGGUACAACCAAGUAGCUUAUUUCACUGUUUAUUAAGUUGAAAUGCUGAUUUUUUUUUAUGAGCACUACUCAGUUUGCCUUAUUCCAUUGAAGAGAUUGUUGACUUUUUUUUUUCAUUCUCUUGCCUAAUGUUCCUAAAAACUCUGUUCUGUAAACUGAGUUAUACAACCAAACCAUAGACUUGACAUGAAGCUGUUACUUGGUGAUGCUUCAAGUGUCCUUCCUGCUGCCAUCCCAGUGGAUGCUGCUCCGGCAGGGGUGGACGCUCCUGUCCUGACCUCAGCCCCACUCUGGAACCAAGGUGGGCACGGCCCUGGCACACCUGGAGUUUGUAUAUGGACCUCUACUUGUCUUCAACUGUGCGGGUUUUUGAAAUUGUUGUCUGGAGUAGGUUACAUCUCUUACGUGUGUUAAAUCAAACCAAAGAAGCCUCCAGCCAUGCCCAAAUGCUGCUCCUAAAGCCUGCCUUCCAGUCCUUACAAAAUCCCUGCAGGAUUAAAUGUGUUAACUUUUUUAUUUUUGUACAGUUUCUAACUGAUUUUUGCUAGUGAUGUUAAUUGAAUUAAGUUUAUUUGGGGAGUCUGAGUAUCUCCUCCAUUUAAAUAAACUGGUGACUUUUGUUUUAUGCUAAAAAAAAAAAAAGUUUAAAAAAAAAAAAAGAGAGAAACCCAGUGUGCCUCUCAGAUUUAAGGGUUUCUGGUUACAUUUAUUCUUAAGACCAGCAAUGAUUCUUUAUAUACAAAGAUGUUUUCCUCCUUUUUUAUUACUGUUAAAGAAAAAAAUAAAAAUGAAAAACCUCUUUCUUUGCUCUGGACUCAAUAAUUGCGCUGGUACAUAAACGCACUGAGAAAGCAAACUUUUGUUUGAAACUUUUGUAACAACUUAUGACUGUUUUUGUAUAUCAAAGUUGAUUCUUUUCAAGAUAUCUGGAUCUAGUUUCUAAAUUAUUUUAGUGUUUUAUAUGUUACAAGAAAAAAAACAGCUUACUUUAAAUUGUUCACCAGCAUCUCGAGUUAUUUUCAAUGCCAUGGUGACACAAGUGGGCUCUUAGAGCUACCUGGAGUAGCUUGUAACGCCUCGGUCUUUUCCUUCCUUUCUUAGCAACUCAGUUGAUUACAGUAAUAUCACAGAUUACCUGAACCCCCUUCUUUCAUAACUAGAUCCUUCUUCCUUCCACAUUUAAUUGCUAUUAGUGUGAAGAAACUGUUGCAAUGGGCAUUUUAAUAUAAGUAUGGCUUAAAAAGAGAAAAAUGAGGAAAAAGAAAAAAAAUGCUAGAAGGUUAUCUGUGGGUCUGUGAGAUAUGGCUGUGGAAAAAUAUAUUGUAGUAGUUUUAACACUAUUGUUAUUACCUUUUAAAUCAUUUACCCAAUAAAAUAAUGAAAAAUAA
This is a messenger RNA of Sturnus vulgaris (Common starling), 5160 nucleotides long. It is a transcript of the gene AMMECR1, whose product is annotated as AMMECR nuclear protein 1. Lineage: Eukaryota; Metazoa; Chordata; Aves; Passeriformes; Sturnidae. The record is from RefSeq and is a predicted model, not a curated record. Gene Ontology annotation, cellular component: nucleus.